This is a messenger RNA of Seriola aureovittata, 2995 nucleotides long. Its product is annotated as tripartite motif-containing protein 16-like. The coding region runs from base 225 to 1889 and encodes 554 amino acids. The record is from RefSeq and is a predicted model, not a curated record. Lineage: Eukaryota; Metazoa; Chordata; Actinopteri; Carangiformes; Carangidae. Gene Ontology annotation, molecular function: protein binding; zinc ion binding. The transcript has a single exon.
UCUUCCUGCUCUCAAACACAGUCAGCUCCACUCUGUUCAUGUGUUUCCUUGUUCCCUCCCCUUCAGAUCUACAGUUUGAAGAUGGGUGGAACCAACAUGUGGUGAAGUGCGAGAGCUGACAGGCCCCGUUCACUGCAGAGACACAUGUUGUUUAGAUCAGAGCUCAAACUAGUUUCAGUUCUGAGGAAGUGAAACUCAGACAGUCGUUGUCACUGAGAGCUGAAAUGGCGCAGAAAGGAGAUCAGCUGGACCGGGAGACCUUCUGUUGUUCCAUCUGUCUGGAUUUACUGAAGGAUCCGGUGACUAUUCCCUGUGGACACAGCUACUGCAUGAACUGUAUUAAAAGCUUCUGGGAUGAAGAGGAUGAGAAGAGAAUCCACAGCUGCCCUCAGUGUAGGCAGACCUUCACACCGAGGCCUGUCCUGGUGAAAAACACCAUGUUAGCAGCUUUAGUGGAGAAGCUGAAGAAGACUGGACUCCAAGCUGCUGCUGCUGAUCACUGCUAUGCUGGACCUGAAGACGUGGCCUGUGAUGUCUGCACUGGGAGGAAACUGAAAGCUGUUAAAUCCUGUCUGGUUUGUCUGGCCUCUUACUGUGAGAAUCACCUGCAGCCUCAUUAUGAAGCAGCUCCAUUAAAGAAACACAAGCUGGUGGAGCCCUCCGAGAAGCUCCAGGAGAACAUCUGCUCUCGUCACGAUGAGGUGAUGAAGAUGUUCUGCCGCACUGAUCAGCAGUGUAUCUGUUAUCUCUGCUCUGUGGAUGAACAUAAAGGCCACGACACAGUCUCAGCUGCAGCAGAAAGGACUGAGAGGCAGAGAGAGCUCCAGCUGAGGCGACAAGAGAUCCAGCAGAGAAUCCAGGACAGAGAGAAAGAUGUGAAGCUGCUUCGACAGGAGGUGGAGGCUAUCAAUGGCUCUGCUGAUGAAGCGGUGGAGGACAGUGAGAAGACCUUCACUGAGCUGAUCCGUCUCAUGGAGAAAAGACGCUCUGAUGUGAAGCAGCAGAUCAGAUCCCAGCAGGAAACUGAAGCCGGUCGAGUCAAAGAGCUUCAGGAGAAGCUGCAGCAGGAGAUCGCUGAGCUGAAGAGGAAAGACGCUGAGCUGAAGCAGCUCUCACACACAGAGGAUCACAGCCACUUUCUACAUAACUACCCCUCACUGUCACGACUCAGUGACUCUACAGACUCAUCCAGUAUCAAUAUCCGUCCUCUGAGAUACUUUGAGGACGUGACAGCAGCUGUGUCACAGCUCAGAGAGAAACUACAGGACGUUCUGACAGAGACAUGGACAAACAUCUCACUGACAGUGUCUCAAGUGGAUGUUUUACUGUCACAACCAGAGCCCAAAACCAGAGCUGACUUCUUAAAAUAUUCACAGGAAAUCACAGUGGAUCCCAACACAGCAUAUUCAUGGCUGUUAUUAUCUGAGGGAAACAGAAAAGCAACAGUAAUGAGUGAAAAACAGCCUUAUCCUCGUCAUCCAGACAGAUUCACUUCACAUCCUCAGGUCCUGAGUAGAAAGAGUCUGACUGGACGUUGUUACUGGGAGGUGGAGUGGAGAGAAGGAGUUCGUGUAGCAGUCUCAUACAAGAAUAUCAGCAGAGCAGGGGAGGAAAGUUUAUUUGGAUAUAAUGACAAAUCUUGGGUGUUAUAUUGUGAUCAAAACAGUUUUUCAUUUAUGUUCAACAACAUCAAAACUCCAGUCUCAGGUCCUCGGCCCUCCAGAGUAGGAGUGUACCUGGAUCACAGAGCAGGUGUUCUGUCCUUCUACAGCGUCUCUGAAACCAUGACUCUCCUCCACAGAAUCCAGACCACAUUCACUCAGCCUCUCUAUGCUGGACUUCGGCUUUAUUAUAGAAACGCCACAGCAGAGUUGUGUAAAGUGAAAUAGACAGGAGUGAGUUAAAAUGUGUAUUUUAGCCUCUCAGUGUAUUUAGUGUCUUUGUGUUUGUCGCUGAGAGUCAUUAUCAGCACUUUGACCUCUUCUCAUUUCUUGUGGUGUUGAUGUAGGAGUGACUUUAGGCCGAGCUGGAGCCAUGGAGGAUAUCACUGCUCAUGAUGAUGGUAGUUUCACCUGAACUCACAUUUCUCCACAUGAGAACACAAACUUCUCUGAGCUCUGAAUGUUUGUUGGAUAUUUGUGUUGAUGUGUUUUUAUGUUGUUGUUUGGUCCUGAACAGAGAAAUCACCAGACCUUCCUUUAUCACAGAUGUUUUGUUCUCACUGUGUAAAGACAGAAAUCUAUAAUUACAUUUACAUUGAUGUGUUUGUCAGAACAAAUGUUGUUGUUGUUCAAAUCCACUCACAAUAAGGUCUAUGAUGUUUGAUCAAACUGUCAUUAUCAUGAUAAUAAUCAAUGAGGAGAUGAUUCAUUAUUUUCUUUUCUCUCGCUGAGAUUCUUGUGAAACAAACUGAUUGUGUGGAUGAAGUGAAUCUGUUCAUGAAAUUACUGAACAAGUGUCAUUGAACAGACUUUACUGAUUCAGUGUGUGAACAAACUGAAGCUUCACGUCAUGAAUAAAGUUCAUUUUCAUCAACAAUCAAUCAAAUGUUUCUUUUUGUCUUCACUCCAGGAUCUGACUCAAAGCUGACGGAGAACAUGUCAAACUAAUAUGAGAGCAGCUGCAGCUAAUGCUCACUUUGCAGAUUCGUAUUAAUGAUAUGAAAUAUAAUCAAUAAUUAAUCAUAAUGUAUUAUUAGAGGUGAGAUAAGGUUCAUCUAAGUCAUUAAAAUGAGUCCCAUCUUCACAAGCUGCAACAUUAAAGUGUUGUUUACACAUUAAUACAUCAAUAAUCAGAAUCCAGUCAUAUGAUUGACAUUAUUCUGAAAGGACUUUUACUUUUGAUACUUUACGUGUAUUUUCAUGUUAAUACUUUUAUACUUUAUCUUAAAGAAAAUGUUGACUGCGGGACUUUUACUUGUAUCAUAGUAUUUCAACUCUGUGUUUUCAUGUCUUUGCCUCAAAUAAAGACCUGAGUAAAAAAACAUUAACUACUG